This is a messenger RNA of Drechmeria coniospora, 612 nucleotides long. RefSeq lists its product as uncharacterized. The record is from RefSeq and is a predicted model, not a curated record. The transcript has a single exon. NCBI's taxonomy places the organism in Eukaryota, Fungi, Ascomycota, Sordariomycetes, Hypocreales, Ophiocordycipitaceae. Bases 1 to 612 code for a protein of 203 amino acids.
AUGUUGUUCAGCCGCAUCGUCACCCUCGUCGCCCUCGGCUUCGCCAACCUGAGCCUCGCAGAGUCCGAGGGAGACUCGGAGUUGGAGACGGGCUCACUCACGACGGAAACAGGGUCGCACAUGCACUCGCCACCACUGGAGACACCACCGCCGGAGACAACACCGGCCGGGACGCCUCCGGCAGGGACAACACCGGCCACGACACCACCGGCAGAGUCCCCUUCGGCCACGGACUCGGAGACGGCGGUGCAGACGGCAACGCGCACUUGCGGCUUCAGGCAGGACCCGUGCCCGACCGACCAAGCCUGCAAGCCAAACUUUGCCAGGUGCUGGAUCCCCAGCCGCUGCACCGGAAAAUGCGUCUACCGCAACCGCUACCGGCAAUGCGGCAGCAGCAACCCUCGGGCGCCGAGGUGCGUCCGGCCCAACUACGAGUGCCGGACCGACCCGAGGACGCCCUCCGGGUCGAGCAUCUGCCUCCCGAAGAAGCUCGCGACCUGCGGUGGGAUCACGGGCAAGAAGUGUCCGCGGGGACUGUUUUGCUAUGACGACCCGAGCGACAACUGCAAUCCCGCGAGCGGGGGCGCCGAUUGUCCGGGCGUCUGUGUUUGA